This is a messenger RNA of Arabidopsis thaliana (thale cress), 1382 nucleotides long. RefSeq names its product DNA-binding storekeeper protein-related transcriptional regulator. Bases 182 to 1072 code for a protein of 296 amino acids. The transcript has a single exon. Lineage: Eukaryota; Viridiplantae; Streptophyta; Magnoliopsida; Brassicales; Brassicaceae. The record is from RefSeq and is marked reviewed. Gene Ontology annotation, biological process: regulation of gene expression; regulation of DNA-templated transcription.
AAGAGUUAUAGAUUAGCAAACAAAAUUUGGUUGGGCCUGACUUUAAUACACAAAAGCCCAAACUCUUAAACCCAACUGUUGUUCUGUUCUUCACCUUCUUCCCAUCUAGGGUUAUUACGUAACUUCUCUGUUCUCUCUCACUCUCUCUGUUCUUCAUCACACCGAGAAUUCGAAAAUUCCGAUGAACAAGAAACUUCUCAACCCUCUUGAAGAUCCACCAACCGCUUCUUCAAGCGAAGACGUCGACGAAGAGAUUUCAUCAGGAGAAGAUGAAAAAGAACAUAUCUCCAAUUCUUCUUCUUCUGAAGAAGAAAACGAACUCAAAGAUCUCUCCACUCAAACCCUAAAUUCUCCUUCCACCGAGGCUCCAACUCUCGAUUCUGGAUCUGAGACAAAUUCCGACUCAGAUAAGCCAAUCGUCUUAACCAGUCAGAAGAAGAAAGAAGGUACUGAUUCAUCAGGGACGAAGCGAGCUAGUGAAGGAACUAGCUCAAAGGACAUCAAAAGAGCUAAGAAAGUUUCAGGAGAUGACGAUAACAAAAAAUUUCAGAGUUUAUGGACUAAAGAAGAUGAGAUCUCUCUGUUACAAGGUAUGAUUGAUUUCAAAGCUGAGACAGGUACAAGUGCUCAUGAUGAUAUGAAUGGGUUUUUUGAUAUUGCUAAGAGAUACAUAAGCUUUGAUGUUAGUAAGAUCCAAUUCGGUGACAAGAUUAGAGGUUUAAAGAAGAAGUAUUUUGGUGUAAGGAAGAAGAAAGGUUUAGACUUGGAUCAUGAUAAGAAAUGUUUGGGAUUGGCUAAGUCUAUUUGGGGACUUGAUGGUAAGGAAGUGGUGGUUCUUGGAGGAGAUUCGGAGACGUCGAAUUGGUUUGAGAAGUCGUUUUUGGUUCGGGUUGUUGCGAGGCUUGGUGUGGAUGAGUGUAUUGUGAAGUGGAAAUGGAGUAAGGUGUCUAAGGAGACUAAGAAGAGGAUUGAAGAGAAGAUGAAGAUGGUGGAGGCUAAGGAACUUGAGUUGUUGUCGCAGAAGAUAGAUGUUUUGAAGGAGGUGGCUUCUGUGAUUGCUGAAACUAUCUAAGAAGAAGGACUUGGAUUGUUUAGGUUUAAUGGAGAUGUAAUGCCUCUUUUGUUAUUUAUCGUAGGAUAUAUGUUUCUCAUCUAUGUUUCUGGUUCUUAUUAGUCUUCUUUUUUUGUUUCUUGUGUGAGAAUUAGCUAAGGAACUUAAGAACUUUGGACUUUGUAAGCCUUUUGGUCGAUGGUUGUAAUGAACUUAAGACUUUGUAAGCUAUGGCUCCGACUGGUAAAAGGUGUUUUCAAGGUUGAAUUGCAGUCGAAGUUAUAAUUUGAUGUAAAUAUUAUGUGGUAUAAACUGCAGUUUGAUAUUGCCC